AUGGACGCCCGUCUCAAUCGCGAAGAGCACAUCAAAAGUCUCACUUCUUCACAUCGCCUGCGCAAACAGACAUGGUACGAAUGGUGGUAUUCCAUACAACCGGAUCCGACGGGCCCGGUGAGAACGACCGAUGCCGCGACAAGCAAGGCUCUCAAGGCACACUUUGUUGAGAUUCUCGAUCGUGUGGAACCCCCUGAGACUUUCAAACCGCGCGAGGUCGCAGAGGCUUUGACGGACAAGGAGCUCAGCUCAAUGGGCUACAAGAAACAGGAAGAGGCAAUUCCAGCAGUCUACGAGCUCGCAUUUGAGAUGCGAGACCUAGGGGACUGUGAGAUCUUGAGGAAGGGCGUGGUGAUUGGAGACGAUGUUGGGAUUAGUGAUUUGGAUGGUCCGAUCAGGAUUCGGAGAGCAGUGUUUUGA
This is a messenger RNA of Ramularia collo-cygni, 420 nucleotides long. RefSeq lists its product as uncharacterized. Bases 1 to 420 code for a protein of 139 amino acids. Lineage: Eukaryota; Fungi; Ascomycota; Dothideomycetes; Mycosphaerellales; Mycosphaerellaceae. The record is from RefSeq and is a predicted model, not a curated record. The transcript has a single exon.